Molecule: messenger RNA, 1958 nt
Organism: Cloeon dipterum
Lineage: Eukaryota; Metazoa; Arthropoda; Insecta; Ephemeroptera; Baetidae
Product: angiogenic factor with G patch and FHA domains 1
Exons: 9
Coding region: 179-1876 (565 amino acids)
Molecular function (GO): protein binding; nucleic acid binding
Source: RefSeq, a predicted model, not a curated record
UUCUACGCCUCCUCGAAAAUUGUUGUCACACACGUUAUAUUAUUUCACAUUUCUUCAAUUGGAAAAGAAAAACGUCGUUUCUUCCCUGUUUUUUGUCUUCUACUGAUAAUUUAAAACAUUGCUGUUAAAAUUUAAGAAGAAACUGCCUUCCUAGGAAGAGAAUUACGUUCGAGAAUAGAUGGAAGGAUUGAAGGAAGAAGAGGCCUCGACCUCAUCUCCGCCGCCGGGGUCUCCGUCAGCACCAGCAGUUGUCCAGAUGGUUGCGAAGGACGAGCCAGAGCUGGAGGGAGACCGAGACGGUGCAAAGACACCCGAAAUGAAGGUGGAAGCGCCCGAGGUCAGGCUGAACCCUGAAUUGGCCGAAUUCGAGGUACCUGAGAAUAUUGUGGACCAGAUUGGCGAAUUGCCUCAGGUGCAAGAGUACAUCGUCGACCUGCACCGAACCAUCAGGUCGUUCAAAACUGCCACAGCUGCACUGCAACAGUUACAUUCCGGAGGAAGCUCUAGCAAUGGAAAAGGAGUUCUAAUGCCUAAGAAGAAAAAGAAAAUUGAGCUCGUAAGCACAACUACUGAUGAGUCAUGGGUUCCGGGAAUGUCGAUUGCUGACCAAGUGAAAGAAAUCGCCGAGAGUGCUGUGCAAGAGACUGGUUUUGUUUACCAAGAGAGUCUGGGCCUGUAUUAUGACAGCAGCACUGGUUAUUAUUAUGACCAGAACACAGGGCUCUAUUAUGACGGCGUCAACAAGACUUACUACACUUGCGAUGACAGCACUGGCGUGUUUUCGGUUUAUCACCAACAGCAGGAGAAGGACCCCGAGGAGGAAAGACGGGAGCACUGGGAACAAGAAUUGGAGCGAAAAAAGCGGGAGCUGCUGACUCAAGUUAAAAAGCGGAAUGCUAAGAGAAAGAAGGAGCAAAAAAUUGAAGAAGAGGAGGGUGAAUGUUCCUCUGACUCGGAGGUAGAGUCUUACGACUACUACAAGAGGAAAAAACCCACCAAAGAAAAAGUACAACAAGCGCAUCACAAACUGCCGUCAGCUGACGAAAUUGAUCCAUGCAUGAGGAUAAUCGUUCAAAAGACCGACGUAGCAAAACUAAAGCUUGGAUCCUUGUUCAUUGUGACCUGCACAGGCGGCACCCUUGGUCGCGAGGGAAGUCAUCACUGCAUCACUGUGCCAGAUUUGAAUGUCAGCAAAUCACAUUGCAAUUUUUCCUAUGACGACUGUGGCUACUGGAUCACCGAUUCUGGAAGCACUAAUGGCACUUGGUUGGACAAGAAGAAACUCAAAGUCCAUGUUCCGAAGCAGGUUAUGCACGGCAGUAUCCUGCGAGUGGCCAAUACCAUCCUCCUGUGCCACAUUCACCCUGGUCAAGAAACGUGUGGCCACUGCGAACCAGGCUUGGUGCAACAGCCAGAAGCUGCCGCAACCGCUGCCAUUCCUGCUGACAAAUCCAAGGACUACAAGGGAGAGCUGCUGCGAUUGAAGAGGAAGUUCGCCCUUUCAGGGGUGGGCGAGACUGAAGCAUCGCUGGCGCCAGGCUACGUGGAUCGAGCAGACCGCAGGAGGGUCACUGUCGGCUCCCAGCAUCACGGAGAGAAGACGGAGGCUGCGUCUGUGCAGGCGGCUGUGCCCCAGACCAACAAGGGUUUCAAGAUGCUUGAAAAGAUGGGCUGGAAAACUGGGGAGUCACUUGGCAAGGAUGGAACAACCGGAAUCACAGAACCAAUUUUGGUAGACAAACGAGCAGACAAAACUGGUCUUGGUUUGGAAUCCAUUCCUCUUCCCCCAGAGAUGGACCGGAAAGACAAGCGACGCCAAGAGGCGUGGAACAAGGCCAGAGAUAGAUUUUUGAACAUCCCUGAGCCACCGUCAUAAAAUAUUGUUUCUCCAGAUCUCCUGCCUUUGUCAAUUCCUCUCAAACAAAUAAAAUAAAUAUUUGUUCCGUUAAAUAUUCAAA